Molecule: messenger RNA, 2165 nt
Organism: Asparagus officinalis (garden asparagus)
Lineage: Eukaryota; Viridiplantae; Streptophyta; Magnoliopsida; Asparagales; Asparagaceae
Exons: 3
Coding region: 182-1888 (568 amino acids)
Cellular component (GO): VCP-NPL4-UFD1 AAA ATPase complex
Molecular function (GO): polyubiquitin modification-dependent protein binding
Source: RefSeq, a predicted model, not a curated record
ACUUGCAACGCGGACAUCUCUUCCGUUGUCUACAAGGAAUCAGACCAUCGACGUCGCUUAUCGCUCACCGACAUUAUAUACAGCAACUUUUGAUCUUCUUAUUUUUCGAUCGAUCGAUCCGUUGAUAUUUCAUAAUUUCAAUCGCUCAUCGAUUCAGCAAGAAAAAAGUUAGGGUAUCGGCAUGGAUUUCGAGUUUCGGAUGGCACGUGAGAAGCUGGAGAGGGAGCAGAGGGAGAGGAAGGAGAGGGCCAAGGCGAAGCUCGAGAGGGAGAGGAAAGCCAAGGCCGAGGCCGAUCGCCGGCGAGAAGCUAUCGAGGCCACGCAGCGAGCCAGGAGAAUCGAGGCCGCCGACGCCCUUCUCAAGGCAGAACAGGAAAAGGAAGCCAAUCUGCUUCUUGGAAAAGGAGUUGUGUUUUCUCGAACUCUUGAAGCUGUUCCUUAUGAUGGAUAUGGAGACAAAAUCAAAUUACCAGCUUCUUGCUUCACUGAAUUGUCUGAUCAGGGAGCCUUGGAUAAAGGACCCAUGUAUUUCAGACUCUCAAGGACUGAUAUGACCGUUUCUUCAGAAUCUGAUGCCAAUGUAAAGCAAGAGCCAGGAACAACACAUUCAGGAGUUUUGGAAUUCACUGCAAGAGAAGGCUCUGUGGAACUACCUCCACAUGUAUGGAGUAACCUAUUUUCUAACGAUGUUGUUGAUGUUCCUUUAGUUGAGGUAUGUUAUUGUAGCUUGCCAAAAGGAACUUAUGCAAAACUUCAACCAGAAGGGAUGGGUUUUUCUGACCUUCCAAAUCAUAAGGCUGUACUUGAAACAACUCUCCGCAAGCAUGCCACUCUCUCACAAGGUGAUAUUAUCACGGUUAGUUAUGGAGAGUUGUUGUACAAGUUGAGGGUUCUAGAGCUAAAACCAGCCACCAGCGUUUCUGUUCUUGAAACGGAUGUUGAAGUUGAUGUCGUGGGGUCGGAUUCUGUAUUGGACAGUAUCAAGAAUCAGCAUGUGCUCACGCCACUUGUUCUUGGAAAAGUUGAAUCAGGAACUGUAGAGGAAGGGUUGUUCAACUAUUACAAGUUCUCUAUAGAAGAUAACAUCAGUCAGGUAAUUACAUCUGGGUCGAUGAAUAUUGAGGUGAAGGUUGAGGCAGACACAGAUGAUGGUGAUACUGAUAUUUAUAUAUCUAGGCACCCGCUGGUCUUCCCAACCCAACAUCGUCAUGAAUGGUCAUCACAUGAGAUGGGUUCAAAGGUCUUGAUACUUGAUCAGAAGGAUGCAGAGGUUGCUGGCACCUACAGCAUUGGAGUCUUUGGUUUCAAGGGAUUGACCAAAUAUCACAUAACUGUGGCCCUCAAGGAUAAUAAUCCUCAUAGAGUCGGAGAAAAUACUAAGACUUCAUCACAAGUUGUGGAUUCCAUAGAAUGUCAAAACUGCAAGCGUUUUAUCUCUAGGUCAAGCAUCAUGAUUCACGAAGCAUAUUGUUGGAGGCACAAUGUCCUUUGUAAAUAUGAUGGCUGUGGAGUUGUUCUCAGGAAGGAAGAAGCAGGGAACCAUGCACAUUGUACUAAAUGUGGAAAAGCCUUUCAACAGGCAGAGAUGGAGAAGCACAUGAAGGUGUUUCAUGAGCCCCUUCAUUGUCCAUGCGGAGUGGUACUUGAGAAGGAAGAAAUGGUGCAACACCAGUCCACUAGUUGUCCACUGCGGUUGAUUAUGUGCAGGUUCUGUGGAGACAUGGUUCACGCUGGAAGUGCACCGGUUGAUGCUCGUGACCGUCUGAGAGGGUUAUCAGAACAUGAGAGCAUCUGCGGAUCAAGAACAGCACCGUGCGACUCAUGCGGUCGCUCUGUCAUGCUCAAGGAAAUGGACAUCCAUGUCAUUGCCGUGCAUCAAAAAAGCUGAUCUAUCCAAAAGUUUGAUUUAUUUCUUGAACUUGUUCUUUUCCCUGGAAAUGCGACGUGGGUUCUGGUUCUGCACAGCAAUAGGAAUAUGUCUGUGCUUUCCAUGUGUUUGACUAUGACUUGAGUUGGGCUUGUGUAUUUGAUGACUAUCACUACAAAUAUUGUUUGCAAAUGUGAUGGGAUGAUAAUUUAAGUCAUGGUGGACUUUAGGGGUUUUUAUUAGCUGUGGUCGAAUUUCGUAUAAGAUUCUUUACCAUUUUGUUGGCUUUUUUCGUCAA